Messenger RNA from Paralichthys olivaceus (Japanese flounder), 511 nucleotides. Lineage: Eukaryota; Metazoa; Chordata; Actinopteri; Pleuronectiformes; Paralichthyidae. The record is from RefSeq and is a predicted model, not a curated record.
AUGUGUCAGUUUCAAAGUGUGAUCAGAGUAAAAACAUCUUUUAAUAAACCAAACUGUCCUCGUCUCUUUCAGGCGUACGACGCCACCGUGCUGGCCGGGUCGUACUCGGGUCCUCAGCUCGACAUCCUCAUCGAUCAGGGCCGCGAUGACCAGUUCCUGUCGGCCAGUCAGCUGCUGCCCGACAACCUGAUCGCCGUCUGCUCCGAGAAGAAAAUCCCCGUGGUGUUCAGACUGCAGCCGGGCUACGACCACAGCUACUUCUUCAUCUACUCUUUCAUGAACGACCACAUCAAACAUCACGCUAAGUUCCUGAACGCCUGAAGACGAAGCUCUGCUCCGUCGUCACCAUCACGAGCCGCAGACUUUCUUUCCCUGAGACUCCGAGAUGUUGUCUGUGAAUCAGUCUGUGAAUCAGUCUGUGACGUCUGUGCCUUCAGUCACCUUCACAACUUCAGAGUCUUCAGUUGUUCUUGUUUUGUCUGUUUUACUUUAAACAUGUCGUUUGUCGUCA